GUCCAGCUGCAGUUGAAUCAUCUUCGUCAGGCUUUGGGUCUCGAGUCUCUGUCACUCAUCUUCUCCCUCCGAACCCCCUGAGAUCUAACAGACAUUCCAUCUCUCUCUCUCUCUCACACUCCAUUAUUUACCAAAAUGCCACUCUUCUCUCACCGCCAGUCUUCCCCUCUCCCCACCACCUCCUACUCCUCCAAGCUCCUCAAGCCCCUGAAACCCACCUCCGUCUCCGUCCCCACUCGCACUCCCCUGCCCAUUAUCGUCUUUUCCCUCAUCUCCCUCCUCAUCGGCCUCGCCGGAACAAUCUUCGCCGUCUCCUCCCUCCGCCGCUCCACACCCCUCCCCGUUUUCCGAUGCGGCAAAUCCGAAGAUACUUUCCGAGCAUUCUACUCCCUCUCCAAUUCUCGCAACCUCAACCACAAUGCCGGGUUGAUUGAACGGCCUAAGCUUCUCGGCUUCGUCGGAAUUCAGACCGGGUUCGGGGCAGCUGAUCGCCGCGCCGCCCUGCGCACCACUUGGUUUCCUUCCGACCCAGAUGGUCUCUUGAGGUUGGAACAAGCUACUGGUUUAGCUUUUAGGUUUGUUAUCGGGCGAUCGAAAGAUGCAAAGAAGAUGGCAGAGCUUCAGAAAGAGAUAGAUAAGUACAGAGACUUUUUGGUGAUUGACAUCAAGGAUGAAUAUGUAAGCCUUCCAUGGAAAACGUUGGAGUUUUUCAAGGCGGCGUUUCAACAGUUUGAAGCAGAUUAUUAUGUCAAAGCUGAUGAUGAUAUUUAUCUGCGCCCGGAUCGACUAGCAACACUUCUAGCUAAGGAGAGAACAGAUUCACGAACCUACAUUGGUUGCAUGAAGAAAGGUCCAGUGAUAACUGACCCAAAAAUGAAAUGGUAUGAGAAAUCAGGACAUCUGAUUGGGAAUGAAUACUUUCAACAUGCCUAUGCUCCUAUUUAUGUUCUAUCUGCAGAUGUGGUUGUGUCAUUGGCAACUGCUAAAAAUAACAGUUUGAGAAUGUUUAACAAUGAAGAUGUCACAAUUGGAUCAUGGAUGCUUGCUAUGAAUGUCCAUCAUGAGGAUAAUCGGUUUUUAUGUGACCCUCGGUGCUCACCUAGAUCCAUUGCAGUGUGGGACAUCCCAAAAUGUUCAGGUUUAUGCAAUCCAGCUAUUCGGAUGAAAGAGCUUCAUGCAAUGAGUAUGUGCUCCAAAAGUCCAACCCUGCUCCCUACUGAUGCUGAUGACAGAUAGAGAGAGCUACGACAUACACUUCCCAUCAAGAUACCGGCUAUGCAGGAAGAACAGCUGGUUUGGUCUGCAAUAUCUUAUUGCUUCAUGUAUUCUUAUACCAAAGGAAAACGUACGAGAGAUCUUUUGAAGCCAUAACUCGCUCUUGCAGUUUCUUGUGUUGAUCGUCUCUUGUUGUAAUUAAUGUAGUAUUACUGAGCAUUUUUCCACUCUGUUGAUAUCUAUCUUAGACAAAUCCAGAUUGCAAUUCCAGUGAAUGUAUACGAUCCGAACCAGUAAUACAAUAAUACAUUACUAUACCAGAUUA
Rosa rugosa (rugosa rose) is the source of this 1540-nucleotide messenger RNA. RefSeq names its product probable beta-1,3-galactosyltransferase 12. NCBI's taxonomy places the organism in Eukaryota, Viridiplantae, Streptophyta, Magnoliopsida, Rosales, Rosaceae. The record is from RefSeq and is a predicted model, not a curated record. Gene Ontology annotation, molecular function: hexosyltransferase activity. Gene Ontology annotation, cellular component: Golgi membrane. The transcript is spliced from 7 exons. Bases 136 to 1236 code for a protein of 366 amino acids.